Anolis carolinensis (green anole) is the source of this 4734-nucleotide messenger RNA. It is a transcript of the gene nat16, whose product is annotated as N-acetyltransferase 16 (putative). Gene Ontology annotation, molecular function: acyltransferase activity, transferring groups other than amino-acyl groups. The transcript has 3 exons. The record is from RefSeq and is a predicted model, not a curated record. Lineage: Eukaryota; Metazoa; Chordata; Lepidosauria; Squamata; Anolidae. The coding region runs from base 3763 to 4602 and encodes 279 amino acids.
GGGGAAGCUUCCCUAUAGGGCAGUUCAGAGAAGGGUCUAGGAUUGAACAAGGCCCCUGAGGCCUGGGCAUCUCACCCACUGCCAAAAUAUUGGGUUGCUGUGAGUUUUUUGGACUGUAUGGCCAUGUUACAGCAGCAUUCUCUCCUGAUGUUUCGCCUGCAUCUGCGGCAGGCAUCCUCAGAGGUUGUGAGGUAUAUUGGAAACUAGGGAAUGAGGGGGAUUCCGGACAUGAAUCAGUCAGGGCCAGCUAACGCAUCCCAACAAGGAUUCCCCUAGGCAGUAAACAGCCAGACCUUGAAAUUGAAAGGCUAAUCAAUGCUAAUCAAGGUGAUAUUAAUGGCAAUGUUGACACUGGCCUCCAACAGACAAGAAUUCUUUCUCCCACCUUGGACCUUCCACAGAUAUAUAAAUCAGAUAUGUGCUGCUUGCUUCGGCAGCACAUAUCUGAUUUAUAAUGUACUGUACAGUUUUUAUAUGUGUGUUUUAUUGUAAGCCGCCCUGAGUCCCCUGUUGGGUGAGAAGGGCGGGAUAUAAAUGUUGUCAUAAAUAAAUAAAUAAAUAAAUAAACCUCACUUGCCUAGUUUCCAACAGACCUCACAACCUCUCAGGAUGCCUGCCAUAGAUGUGCGUGAAAUGUCAGGAGAGAAUAAUUAUGGAACAUGGCCAUAAAAGGUAAAGGUUUUCCCCUGACGUUAAGUCCAGUCAUGUCUGACUCUGGGGGUUGGUGCUCAUCUCCAUUUCUAAGCUGAAGAGCCGGCGUUGUCCGUAGACACCUCCAAGGUCAUGUGGCCAUUGGCAUGACUGCAUGGAUCGCCGUUAACAUGGCCAUACAGCCUGGUAAAAUGACAGCAACCCGGAACCUGUCUUGUUCGUGACUUGGGGGCUGCCUGUAAUUGCCUUGGAGGGUGCAGCUUGAGCAGAAUGGGGGAAGCAGCCAGCUGGGAAUGUUCAGGCCACGUUUUCUCUCCUUGGGGAGCUUUGGGCCCCCAGAUGAGGCCACCCCUUUGUGCCUGGCUCAGAGGGGCUCCCGCAGAGUCCAGGAGGCAGCUACUCUUGCUAUUUAAUUGCCACCACAGUCGGGAUCUGUGACAAGGGAGGGCUCCCCCAACCUCUUUUGAAGCUAGUAUUGAUUGCUCAGAAAGCAAGGUGGUAGGCUGGUGCCGUGCUCUCCUGCUGAACCUCAAAGCCGACGUGUUUUCCUAGCUAAAAUCCUGGGGUUCUGAGGGAGGGUGGAUGUGCGUUGGCAGAGUUCAAGCCCAGGAGGCCACAGCAGUCAUCUUCUGUCCUUCAAGGGCUCUUUGGGAAGUACAGGAGACUCAGGAGAGCUCCAUGAAAACACUGGAAUGUUCUGCAGGGGCCUAGAACCUUCCUAGUGUUGUGGUAAUCUCUGAGCGGUUAGACUCCAUUUAACCCUCUCUGGGGGAGAUUCCACCAAAAAACAGCAGAGUAGCAAAAGCAAAGGCUUUCAAAUGCAACAGUUAUUUACAAGGGGCGAGCAAAGAGAAGCCUUUGACCAUUUAGGAUUGCAAUGGAGUGCAGUCUCAGUAAAAGUUCAAAAAGUAUUUAUUCAGGUAAAAAGAACUCCAUUGCAGAUAGAAAGGCUUGGGAGCUGUCUAGUCUACUCUAGACUGGUUUCUAAGGAAAAAUAAGAAAGGAAAAAUAAUAACAUCUAAAUAGUUACAUCUUGCCAGGAGAGAUGGCAGGACAUGUUGUUAGCUUGAAGAACAAAGGGAGAAGAGAGAACCAAAAUGGUUCCAACCUCAUGGUCCAGUUUAUUGAGGCCAUAAAAGACAUUCUGACCAAUGAGAAGUUAGGGUCCCUGGAGAUUCACAUUUCUACUAACUUCAAAGUAAGGGAUGUGAUGUACACAGGAUAGAGUGAAACACAGUGAAGCCUAUCUAGGCAUGCUUUGGAAACGGAAAGGAUUCCCUCAGUCUAACUCUAUCAUCUAUCUAACUACAUCUAGACUUGAGUCCUCCAGGGUGAUUCCCAACAUCUAGGAGCAUUGAAAAGCAUCUGGGGAGGGGCCAGUGAAGAGCCAGGCCUUGGGAAACACAGCGCUCCUCUGUGGCCACGAUCCAUUUGGUUCUGCUUCAGAGGAAGGCAAGGCAGCUGCAGUCCCAGUAAUGGGCCGCUGUGAUGGAGAAAGGACCCCACUUUGCCCCAUUGCUCCACAGCAGCACUCUGAAGGGGAUUCGGGUGGGAUGAGCACCCCUUUGAUCUCCUGGAGGUGAUGGGAGGGGGGCUUCACAAUCUGCCCCCCUCCCCAAGCUUUCUCUUUCUCUUCCAUUCUUCUCUUGCAUCUAAUCAGGAGGUGGGGGGCGAUUUGGGGGGCUCCGUGGGAAGCAGAUGGGUGACCCUGUUGCAGCCAAGUGGGGAACGCUACACUGGAGCUGGAUGGCCCCUCCUGGUCAAAUGGAGGCCGACCUUUGAUCCCAAGGCCCUGAAGCCCCCUUCCCAAUUGGGCCAAAGAUGGAGUAGGAAUCCUCUUCAUGCCCAAAUUCACCAGGAUGAUGUCAAGUCUGUGCAGGUUCCCUGUCUCCCCUAUUCGGGGGCAUAUUGAUACUUCCCGCCUGGCUUGAUAUUUGCUCAGGUUGCCCUUUGUGGGCUGAGCCAGGAGGGCAAUCCCACAAACCUGGAGCAUUGAAACAACAACAGCAACAUCAACAACAACAAUAGAUGCCUCCAGGCAGGGCCGUAGCCAGAGGGGGGAGCUUAAGAGGUCAACUGCCCCCUAAAAACCUGGUUUACUAAUGAAUCAGGUUUUUUUCAACCGGAAACAUUUUGGGAGGGGGGUUGAAAUUUUAACCCCCCCCCCCCCACAGCCCUGCCUCCAGGCAACAACACUGAUUGACUUUGCAGCUGCCAAACUAUUCAAUGCUAAUCAAGCUUGCCAACUGUAACAUUCACACUUGCUCCGAACAGACAUGAGUUCUUUCCCCACACCCUGGAUAUUCAGUAAUAAUGCUUAAUUAACAGUUUAUCUCUAAACUGUUCAUUUUUGGAAUUUCCCUACCCUAUUAUAGCUCUUCUCCUAUGUCUUUGUAUGUCAUGGGAUACAGAGAUAUGUACACCCCACUUGCCUCAUUUCCAACAGACCUCUAAACAAACCUCUGAGGAUGGCAGCCACAGAGGCAGGUGAAACAUCAAGAGAGAAUGCCACAGGAACACAUUUACCGUACAGCUCGACAAACUCACAGCAACAUAAUAAUAAUAAUAAUAAUAUCCCCUCCCUGUCAAGGAUGUGUUAGGCAGACCCCUCCCCAUUUUCUAGCAAAUAAACCCCCACUUGCUCUGGCAAUGGGUGGGUUGGGCUGAUGACCCUUGCCCCCAAAAGGGGUCCCCACACACUUUGCCCCCCCCCCCAUUUCCGGUGCAGCGUUGCCUUCCUUUUCUGACCUUUUGGGUUUCUUUGUUUACAGCUUCCCUCUGGACUUCUCUCUUUCUCUCCUCCUUCCUCUCUCUCUCUCUCUCUCUCUCUCUUUUGAAAGCAAUCCAUGGAUAAAAACCGAAUGAUUUUCGCUGGGUUUUAUUCACGUAGGUGUGUGGGGCUGAGGCCCGGCCAAGGUCAAGGUCAAGGCCAAGGAAGGUGGCGGGGCUCCUCGGAGGAGGACCGACCGGGAGUGACCGGCGGGGCGCGCAGGACAGAGACCCACCCGUUGGCCCACCCGCCCGCUGCCCCAAUAGCUCUCUCCUCCCUCUUUGUGUGUCUCUGCUCUUGAGACCCCCGCCCGUUCCGUAGCAAUAAAGGGCCCCCUCCGAAUGAUCGGGCUCCAGUCCAUCUACAUCAUCGACUCGGGGGAGACGGCGCUGGUGGAGGGGCUGCGCGUGGCCCCCUGGGAGCGUGGCAGGGGCGUGGCCGGCGUGCUGCAGCGCUUCUGCGCCCAGAUGGUCAAGGAGCAGCACCCGGGGGUCAAGGUCUCGCGACUCACCCGCGACGACCAGCUCGGACCCAAGGACCUCAAGAAGUACCGUGUCAUCGCCAAGCAGGGCAUCCUUCUGGUCCGCUUCGAGGCGCAGGAGCUGCUGGGCCGGCUGGAGGCGGCGGAGGCGGCGCUGGCGGGGUCGGGGUCGGGGUCGGGGUCGGGGGGCGGGGGCCUGGCCUCCCCGCCGGAGCUGCUGUCGGAGAGCGAGGUCCCGGCGGUGGUGCUGUCGGAGCGGUUCCGCCGCGAGGUGCUUCCGGGCCAGACCAUCAUCCAGGACUGGCAGCCCUUCAAGGCCUGCGAGAGCAACCUGGCGCUGCUGCGGCAGAAGGACCUGCGCUGGCUGGUCGACCGCCGGGACCGCCCCUCGGUGGCCUCGCUCAGCACGCGCCCCUUCGCCGUCCCCAUGGCCGACCCCGCCGACGACGACGGGAGCGGGGGCUGGCUGUACCUCAACGUGGACGCCUUCGGCCGCGGGGCCGCGCAGCUGCUCCAGGGCCAGCUGCUCCGCCACCUCCGCCUCCAGCUGCCGGCCCUGGGCGCGCGCCGCGUGGCCUGCCAGCUCUUCCUCCCGCCCGAGCGCUGGCGGGACCUGGCCGCCUUCUGCCGCGCCGCCCUCGGCCUCGAGCCCGCCAAGCCCUACGCCGAGCAGCUGCUCCUCGAGGAGGACCUCGUCUAGGAACCGGGAGGAGGGGGGCCCGGCCUCCCCACCCCCGACCCCCGCCCAAACGCUUCCGCACUUUCAGAGCCCGGGGAGGAGGGAGAGGAGAGGAGGGGUCUCCAAGGCCUUGGGGCCCCCACGACCGAAGCC